AUCUAGAGCAACGUUUGUUAGACACUGGUGAUUUAUUCAAUCUCCAAUAUACAGAAGGCUAGAAUUUUUUUUUUUUUUUUUAUAUUUUUGGUAAUAAAAAGUUUAGAAGUUAAAGAAAAGAUCAAGAAAAGUUCUACUAUUUUUUUGGAGGAAUAGUUUUUCAGAGACCCCAAGGAGAGGAGGAAGCAAGACAGAAGAAAAAGCAUAUACCACAAAGGAGUAUUCAAUGGCAGCUACAAAGACUUUUGUCCUCAAACUGACCAUGCAGUGCCAAUGCCAAGGAUGUCAGAGAAAGCUCAAGAAUCUAUUGCAGAAAAUUGAUGGGGUACACUCAACUUCCAUAGAUCCCAACCAAGGGAUGGUCACCAUUACAGGUACUGUAGACCCACAAAGAGUCGUAAACAACCUUGAAAAGCAAUACAGAACAGAAGUCUUGUUGUUCUCGGAACAAAGCCCACAAAUGGACAAUCAACACAACAACAACAUGCAAAUCACUGUACAACCACAAUCACAAAAACCAGUUGUUGAAGAGUUUGAUGACCAAAACUUGGUGGCUCAAAUGCAUCAAUUUGGUGGAAUUCGAGGAUUGAAACAUGCGGAGGUGACCUAUUCCAAGACUACAAAGUUCACAUUCAAUGAUAACAAAGAUGAUGAGCUGCAGCAUGGUGGUGGUGUAAACAAUUUAUACAGCAGUGGGAGCUUUCCACCACCACCGGAGCUGCCGCCACAGGAAUCCGAUUAUGGUCCAUCGGCACCUCCAUCUGUAUACGGAUAUCCUUACACAUUUGAGGAAAAUCCGAACAGAUGCACAUUGAAUGCACUUCUUCUUUCGCUUAAUUUGGGUUUUGCAAUUUUUUUAUUCUUUUUUUUCAGGCAGUUUUAAGUUCUGAAAAUUUGUGCUUUGUAAAUUGUUGUUCUCUCCAUUUUUCUUUUUUAAUGACCUUCAUCUGCAAAUGGGUAUUAUUCCCUUGCAUAUGUUUAAGUUUUGUUUUUGUUUUUUUUGUGGAUUCCACUUUGAAAGUUACGUUGUAAUAAUAACGCUCUUCGUUGUAUUAAAUUAUUUAUUUUUUCUCA
Messenger RNA from Camellia sinensis, 1074 nucleotides. NCBI's taxonomy places the organism in Eukaryota, Viridiplantae, Streptophyta, Magnoliopsida, Ericales, Theaceae. The record is from RefSeq and is a predicted model, not a curated record.